Messenger RNA from Caenorhabditis briggsae, 519 nucleotides. NCBI's taxonomy places the organism in Eukaryota, Metazoa, Nematoda, Chromadorea, Rhabditida, Rhabditidae. The transcript is spliced from 5 exons. The record is from RefSeq and is a predicted model, not a curated record. The coding region runs from base 1 to 519 and encodes 172 amino acids.
AUGAGUUAUCUCAUGCCAUCCUCCAAUUUAAUGGGAGAAAUUCAAAAAUAUUUUUUAUUUUCAGACUGCAAGAAGUCGUCCAGCUCUUUAAAACUGGCUGAUAUGCUUUAUGACUUUGACGAUCAUAAUUUGUUCAUCACACCAAAGAUUGCCUAUUUUCCAACUGCAAUGGGAGGCGCAUCAAGACACAUGAUGGUCAACGGAAGUAGUCACAGAAUCGCCGUGAAAAUCAAGUGCAGCGAUAACGAGUUGUUCCGCGUUUCACCAGUCUACACUCUUCUCGAACCGGGAAAUGCGCAACGAUUACAGAUUGUUCGUGAUCCAGGUCCGCCAAAAACAGAUAAGAUUGUGGUGAUCUACAAGACGACGUGUGCAAGCAGUGCGAGAGAUGCGUUUGAGUGUGAUUUGGGUGCCGAACGAAAAGUAAUCGCUCUCAUUGCAAAGGAAGACGUGACCAUGUCAAUUGCCCCAACCACUAAUUUGAAAUCGAUUCUGCGACAGAGCGUUCAAAAAAGUUGA